AUGCCCACAUCGGAACCUCAAACCCAGGAGGCACCAAGGGAAAGUCCACAAGGACUGACUGGAGAGGCUAAGGGAGAAAAACCGUUUCCAUAUCGGUUUGUGACGAAGAGGAAGAAGGAAAACCCUGUGGAUUUCAUGUCGAUCUUUGGGAAACUGGAUGUCACCAUACCAUUCCUCCAAGCCGUGAGACUGCCCCCUCUGGGGAAGUUUAUAAAGGAGUUUAUAGCCGGAAAGGCCCAGGAGGAUGGGAAAAUCAUGGUGGAAGGAAUAGCGUCACCCAUUGAAAAGCUCCAAGCUUUGGAUGUGUAUGCCCAGGCUGAUGUGGAAGCAGCUGCAUGGGGCGUUGUGGUACCGGCCAGUAUGGAGGAAAAAUCAGAUGCCGAACAAGAGCAAGAGGAGGAUUCAAAGAAGAACCCUCUACCUACGGACACACUACCCCCGCAAGUGGAGUUGAAAAAGUUGCCAGCGAACCUUAAGUAUGCCUACCUAGGGGAGGAAGACUCAUUCCCUGUAAUCAUCAAUAGCGGGUUGACUGAAGAGCAAGAGGCAAGACUACUAACUGUGCUGGGCAAAAACAAGAAGGCUAUUGGAUGGAGCCUUACGGACCUGGUAGGUAUAAGCCCGGACGUCUGCAUGCACCACAUUAGGCUGGAGGAUGGAGCCAAGGCACAUAGAGACUCUCAAAGAAAGGUGAACCCAAACAUGCGGGAAGAGAUACUGAAGGAAAUCUUGAAGUUGCUCUCACUGGGCAUUAUAUACUCGGUACCAGAUAGUGAAUGGGUCAGCCCAAUCCAUAUGGUCCCCAAGAAAUCAGGGAUCCAGGUGGUCAAGAAUGAGAGGAAUGAGCUAGUGCCCACCAGACUAGUUACCGGGUGGCGAAUGUGUAUAGAUUACCGAAAGCUGAACACUGCAACCAGGAAGGACCAUUUUCCCCUGCCAUUCAUCGAUCAAAUGCUGGAGCGACCGGCUGGGAGGAAAUACUUCUUUUUUGGAUGGGUACAGUGGUUACUUUCAAAUUUACGUGAACCCGGAGGACCAAGAUAA
Messenger RNA from Salvia hispanica, 1044 nucleotides. The record is from RefSeq and is a predicted model, not a curated record. Lineage: Eukaryota; Viridiplantae; Streptophyta; Magnoliopsida; Lamiales; Lamiaceae.